Cyprinus carpio (common carp) is the source of this 3987-nucleotide messenger RNA. Its product is annotated as myotubularin-related protein 12-like. Lineage: Eukaryota; Metazoa; Chordata; Actinopteri; Cypriniformes; Cyprinidae. The record is from RefSeq and is a predicted model, not a curated record.
GACUUGCGCUGACCAGCUCAGAAAAUGGACAGUUUGUCCAUAAAGAACCAAUGACGUAGAACGGGCGCGGUCUGCUGUCAGAACAGGUUUGUCUUUCAACCAAAGGAAAUCUCGCUGGAGAAAGAGAGGUGGAGAGAGAAUCAGAGGGAGAGGAAAGUUCGCCAGCUCGAGCUCUCCCGGAUUUCCACCUGACUGUUCGGGAAGCGGGACACUGGGACAGGCAAAAUGUUGAGUUUGGGGAGCGGAGGAGCCAAGUCUACUAAACCGUCGUUUGUGUCUUAUGUUACACCCGAGGAAAUAAAAUCGGAGAAAGACCCACCGAAGCAAGAAAAACAUCCUGAUUUGCUACCAGGUGAAGUGGAGUUCUGUAGCGCCAACCCCAUUCUCAAAUACACUCAGGAUGAUCUCUCCCAGCGUGGUGUCUUUGGCACAUUGUUCUGCACCAAUUUUCGUGUUACAUUCAUUAGUGAUGAGAAACCACAGGAGAAGACGGACAAGACCUUUAAGAACAAACUCUAUGGAGAAAAUGACAUUCCAUUAAUGUGCGUGGAUCACAUCUAUGGUGUUUAUGAUGAAAAGAGAAAACUGAUAACAGGAGGCCUUGUGAAGAACAAAUAUCCAUCCAAAAUGAUCAUUCACUGUAAAGACCUACGAGUCUUUCAAUUCAGUCUAACAUUCAGCAAGGAGGAAGAUGCCAAAAAGAUCUUUCAGGGUAUUGCUCACCAUUGUUUGGAGGAGAAAUCUCUGAAGUGUGUCUUUGCCUUUUCUUAUAUGGGGACACCAAGCCCAGAAAUGCAGUGGAAACAGGAGACAGUUAUGUUUGACUCACCAGAGGACUGGACCCAGGAAAUGAAACGGACAAAAGCGAACUGUAGAUUAGUCACUGAAAACGAGAACUUUGAACUCUCUCAAAGGUUACCGAAGUACUUUGUCAUCCCAUUAACAAUAGGGGAUUUAUUCAGCUACCAAGGAAAGGGAUUACCAAUUUGGUGUUGGUCUCAUUACAGCGGUUGUGCUCUCUUCAAAGCGUCUUUCCCGCCUGUGACACAGGAAGAUGGGGAUUUCCAAAAGCACUUGGACACAAUGAUAAAUGCAGUUGCACAUAAUCACCUUUACUCUGUAAAAACAGAGGACCUCUCAGAAUCACUUCCUAAUAUCCAAGACAUCCAGCAAUCAUAUAACAAGUUCAAACAAUUCUUUCUUAUCGAAAAUUCAACCGAUUUUUGGUUGUCAGAUGUGAAAUGGUUCUCUUCCCUUGAAAGCUCGGGAUGGCUAGACAUUAUUAGACAAUGUCUCCAAAAAGCAGUAGAAGUGGUUGAAUGUCUCGAAAAGGACAACACAAAUGUUCUUAUAACAGAGGAAGAGGGAACAGAUCUGUGCUGUGUGAUCUCCAGUCUGGCUCAGAUAAUGCUGGACCCUUAUUACAGAACACUGAUGGGUUUCCAGAGUCUAGUGCAGAAGGAGUGGGUGGCUGGUUGCCAUGCCUUCCUGGAUCGAUGUAAUCACCUCCAUCAGAAAGACAAGGAGUGUCAUUCUCCAGUCUUCCUCCUGUUCCUGGAGUGCGUGUGGCAGCUUGUUCACCAGCACAGCCCGGCCUUCCAGUUCUCCGAGACUUACCUAACAGUGCUGUCCGACAGUGUUCACGUGCCAGUCUUUAGCACCUUCCUGUUUAACUCUUCCCAUCACAGAGAAAGUGUUAUGAAGGCAGAGUCACCGCUUGCACAAAGCGGCCCAUUGAGCUGCCCUACAGUGUGGGACUGGUCUGUGCAGUUUGACAGCAAGGCCCAGAAUUUCUUCUUUAACCCCUUGUAUUUAGAAAAGGUGAAACAUGACCGAGCUGUACGCAAACCUCACAAGCCUAAGCACCAAAGAAAUUUAUCCUUACCCAGUUCAGCUUUCAAAACCCCACCAAAGAAAGGUUUCUUUAAGGACGAGACGGACAGCCUUAAAAAGAUGCUACGAGUGAAGCGUCUCAGUCGCUGGAGGGGCUCUCCUGACGCCCCCGCUGCCACCACCCGGGAGUUCUUCGAGUCCUGGCAGCACCGUCCUCUGGACUAUCACGGCCUCCUGCUCCCCUGUCUGGAUGGACCGGCUGUCCAUAUCUGGAUGCAGCGCUACCUGCGCUGGAUACCUGAGGUGUACAUCCUGGGCGGAGGCUCCGUGGCCGUCAUGACCAAGCUUAUGGAACUUCUAAGUCAGGUGCAGGAUCUGAAGCGUGUGCUGGAGCAAAGAGACUCAUCACAAGCUGCUAAACUUGAUCACCGUCCAUACUUUCAGCACCGGCUGCUCUCGUUCGACUCCUCAGGACGAUUGUCUUCCUCCUUUCCCUUCGCUUACACCUGCUACCGAUCUUUCAAGCCCAUCAUUCCUACAGGUCUGAUGCAAAGCCUUAUGGUAACUGAUAGCCUAGCCAGUCAGGAGGAUGAGGCCAGUUCGGUUGUGAGUUUUGUUUAACAGAGAGUCUUUUUUCAGCCAUAUUUUAAAUAUUUGUCCAUUUAUAAUUAUAAUAUAAUAUUAGGAGGUAAAUACGGGAUUAUAGUGGCCUUGUCAGAUUCAGAUUAGGUGCUUAAAGUGCCUUUGGUGCUAAAGCGGGUCCUUUUGGAAAGUAAAACAGGCUUUUGUCAAACCACAUGUGCCCUACUGUAUCAAAAAAAUAAUAAUAUGAGCCUUCGGACAGGAUGUAAGCUCUUUUAUUUUUGAUGUUCUUCACGGAACAAUACCUAGAAUUGUUCUCUUGCUCAUCACAAAACAGGAACAGGAUAUAGCCCUGAGCUUCCAGCCUUUCCACAGUGCAGUGUUACAUAAAAUUAUUACCAAGUAACAUUCCAAACAGUGUUCCAUUCCAGUGGUCUAUGAAUGGAUGACAAUAGAAAUCAUUAUAAGAGUUACAAACACUUUCUAAGACUUCCACACUUUUCUGACUCCUCACAUAUUACUCUACUCAGUGGUUUGUACAGGCCACAUGUUUUCUGUAGCUAAAGAAAGUUAGCCAAGGAAAAUAGUGUGGAGCCGUCUACUGGUAUAUUAUUGUUACUGCUGCAUUUAAAAUGUAUUGAAGAUUAGAUUUUACUGGGUCAACCUUUGGAUUAAUAAAUGUUUUUUUUUUCUUAAGAAAAUAUAAGAAAACCGGAAUUAUGGAACAAUACAUGAUCAGCUGACUCAAAGUUUCAGUGCUUUGUUGCAUAAUCUACAUUGUGUGGCUCUUAGCCAUCCAGUGAUAAGCUGGCUCUUAUUUUAGUAGUACAUUAAGACACAACGAUUUAAAAAAGUACACAAAGCUGAUUAUUAAUAGUAUCACAAUUUAUUAAUACUUACCACAACAAGAUUCAACUGCCCAAUUUUAUUUAUAUAUAUAUAUAUAUAUAAUGGGAAAUCAUAGUAAACUGCAAGCCUCUGAAAAUAUAAUUAUUUAAAAAUAAGCUAAUGUAAUACUGUAUCUGCAUUUGUGCACAUUUUUUGUAUUUUCCUUUCUGAAGUGCCUGCAGGACUACUGCCACAAAUCAACAGGCUCUUCAUUUUUAAAAAAUGUGUUGUUCAAAUUAUGUUUUCAGCAUUUGAAAUUUAAUGAAACUGAUGUAAGCUCUGAACUGUUAUUUGCUGGUAAAUGUGUGGAGAAAGCAGUUUCCUGAGCAUUUUGUUUUUGUUUACAUCUUUUUCACCCUUGUUUUGCACUACGGCUCCUUGCCAGUCAAUCACUGUUACUUGAACAGUCAGCUGUAAAUCUGAUUCUGUUCACUUCAGUUCAGUUCAGCACUUCUCUUGUGUAUGGAAAGUGAUUGCAAGCUGGAUUUGAAACUUAUUACUGAACUUAAUACUGUACAAUUGUUUUGUAUUUUUCUAUAACCAACUUUUAAUGUUCACAUUAUCAGAGUUUGGCCUUGAAAUAUAUGAAGUAUGUCAGAUUGCUUUAUGUUGGACCAUUGACUUAAAAAUUAUAAUUUUCAUGUAAAAGAAGCAUUAAACACUUUUAUAUAUUCACUUGAGAAA